CAGGCUCCGAAUAUUCUUCAAAAAGAAAACAAAGAAUGGCCUUCUCAGCCACCAUAGUUGCAACUCUUACGUCAUCAUCAGAACAGGGCGUUCAACAAACCACCGUUUCAAUUUAAAAAACUUUUUGUUGGGGCUGAACACAGGCCAGGAAACAUGAAUGAGAAUUUCAAAAUAAAAGACAUGAAUCAAUAACCAAACGUGACACUAUUCACUGUAAACUGACCGUAUCGGAUUAGAUCCAAAUUUGAACUAAAUUGAGCUGUAUGAUGGCACUAUUGUCUUUUGUAGAGCUGCUUUAUAGCUGAGUCAGAUGUUUCAUAAUUGGCAAACUUCACACAGUGAACUGACUUGAGCUGAAUAACAAAUUGUAUACGUAUGCUUAUUGCUGAAUUUGAAUUUGUCUAAUUUUUGAUGGUUUGCAUCACUGAUUCUUUUAUUUUCCUGUUUAUUGCUGAUAAGCUGACUUUUGAUCGAUCAGAGUCGAUUAAAUAAAUGUAAAAUGGACUAAAAUGAAUGCAUGAAAAAAUAAUGAAAAACAACUACAAAUAAGUAUGCAAUGUACAGCAAUGUUUUCAGGAAGCACACUAAUUAUGAGCUAUCCAUCACUGUUUAAUAUAGUGAUGCCAUGUAAAUUAGGCCUGUAAUCCAGCGUUCCCAGUGUUUUUUGUGUGCUGUAGGAGCAAACAGUGCACCUGUAGAAACUGAUAGGACUGUAAUUGGAGAUGAUGUGCCACAGGCAACAGAUGCACUGGAGCCAUCGCAGUGGAAUAGCGCUUGCACAGUCAAACUAGGUGCUUUAGCAACUUUUUUACAAUCAUUUUGACAGUCCAGUCUGUUGUAGACAAAUCGCUUUUUAAUGAGAACUUUUCAAUGAGGAGUGUGAUCAGACCAAUAUUUCUGCAUGAAGCAGAGAUCAUAACCAUCUGAAGAUGACACCAGCAGCAUUUUUUCUACAUGUAAUUUUUCUUGGGAUUGGACUCCAAUGUGUCCAGAUGAGAUUAUACACAAACCGUUGGGCGGUUAAAAUAACUGGAGGUCCUAAUGCUGCUGAUCUUAUUGCAGACAAAUACGGAUUUGUGAAUAUGGGCCAGAUAGGUGGGCUAGUGGACCAUUACCAGUUCCAGCACAGAGAAACCAUCAAAAGGUCCACUAUUAAAAGCAGAGGGAACCACAGUCUCAUCACCACGGAGACCAAGGUGGAGUGGAUCCAGCAACAGAUGGUUCAGAAGAGAGUAAAAAGAACUGACACAAUGGACCAAACCCAAGCCAUCACCUUCAAUGAUGCCAAGUGGGACAACAUGUGGUAUAUUCACUGUGAUCACAACUGCUUGACUGACAUGAACAUCCAGGCCGCCUGGCGCAGGGGCUACACUGGGAAAGGGGUCGUGGUCUCCAUACUGGACGAUGGUAUAGAAAGACAGCAUCCAGAUCUUAAACAAAACUAUGAUGCACGGGCCAGCUAUGAUGUUAACGGCAAUGAUCCAGAUCCAACACCACGUUAUGAUGCCACCAAUGAAAACAAACAUGGAACAAGAUGUGCUGGUGUGGUGGCUGCCUCUGCUAACAAUUCUCUCUGCAUUGUCGGAGUUGCCUACAAUGCAAAAAUUGGUGGUGUGCGUAUGUUGGAUGGCGAUAUGACUGAUAUGGUGGAAGCCCAGUCACUGAGUCUGAGGCAGCAGUAUAUUGAUAUCUACAGCUCCAGCUGGGGUCCAGAUGAUGAUGGCAGAACAGUAGAUGGCCCCGGCCCUCUUGCCAGGCUCGCUCUGGAGAGUGGCAUACGCAAAGGCAGAAAGGGCCGUGGCUCCAUUUUUGUGUGGGCAUCAGGAAAUGGUGGGCAGAGUCAAGACCACUGCUCAUGUGACGGUUACACCAACAGUAUUUACACCAUCUCAGUAGGCAGCACCACUCAGAAAGGACAAAAGCCGUGGUACCUGGAGGAGUGCUCCUCUACUCUGUCCACCACCUACAGUAGUGGAGACAGCCACAGCCUGGGCGUUGUGACAACCGAUCUGAGGCAGCGUUGCACUGAUGAGCACUCUGGCACUUCAGCAUCAGCCCCCAUGGCUGCAGGAAUCAUCGCCCUCACGUUGGAGGCAAAUCCAGCUCUGACCUGGAGGGAUGUUCAGCACAUCAUAGUGAAAACUUCACGUCGUGGUCACCUGAGCGCCUCAGACUGGCAGAGCAAUGGAGCUGGAUAUGAUGUUAGUCACCUUUAUGGGUUUGGCUUGAUGGAUGCUGAAGCCAUGGUGAAGGAAGCGGAGACCUGGAAGCAGGUGCCCCCUCAACACAUAUGUGAGCAAAACAUAGUCCAGAAUGGAAGGAUCAUAAGUCCAGAGAGGGUGUUGAGGUCAGUGUUCAAGUCCUCAGGCUGCUCUUCUCAACGUCUGCAGAGGGUAGUUUAUCUGGAGCACGUUAUUGUACGUGUCACAAUCACACAUCCUCACCGGGGAGAACUGUCAAUCACACUGACAUCACCCUCUGGAACCAGAUCUCAGCUUCUUUCUAACAGACCAAAUGACCACUCCAGUGAGGGCUUCCUUAAGUGGGAAUUCAUGACGACUCACUGCUGGGGCGAAAAACCAGCAGGAGACUGGAUCCUGGACAUCAGAGACACCCCAUCUCCGCGCAGAAACAGCCGACUCCAAGGGAAACUGGUAGAAUGGUCCCUGGUGCUUUAUGGAACAUCCACACACCCAUACAUAAGACAUGAACAGCCCCGCUCUGCCCAGCUGCCUUCUCAAGAUGACACCACAGAGGAGUAUAAUGGCUCUUGUGACCCCGAAUGUAGUGAGGAUGGCUGUGAAGGACCUGGAUCCCACCAGUGUGUUUCCUGCUUGCACUUUUUCCUAAAGUUCAAAAAUAACACACGGACCUGUGUGUCUGAGUGCCCAGGCGGGUACUGGGGGGAUAAGAAAAGGUGUAAGAAGUGUUACUCCUUCUGUAAGUCGUGUUUAGGCAGCCGCAGUGAUCAGUGCACAGCCUGUAGGUCUGGAUACUAUCUGAAUGAGGAAAAGAACAACUGUGUGACCAGCUGUGAGGAUGGCUACUAUCUUCACCACGAGGAAAACGUGUGUAGGAAGUGUAAUAUUGAGAACUGUAUGAAAUGCACCUCAGCCUCCAUUUGCACAGAGUGUUCUGAGGGCACAAGUCUUGUGGGCAACAGAUGCCAGAAGAGUUGCGAGGUGGGCUAUUACUACAGCAAGGCGGAUGACUCAUGUGAGCCCUGCCACCCAGCUUGUGCUACAUGCAGAGCUGCAGGUCUAGAGUUAUGUAAUCGCUGUGCUGAAGGCUACCUGAUGGAGAACUGGAGAUGUGUGUCCUCCUGCAGUCAAGGUUACUACGCUGUACAACCAAACUCUGACAGCACAGACACUCAGAGCACCUGUGAGAGGUGUGAUGUGAGCUGUCUGGCCUGUGUCGGGCCGGGUAAAGGAAACUGCAGUGAGUGUGUAGAUGGACACACACUUCAGGGUGGCGUGUGUGUUCUCAGCCAUAACUGUGUUGAUGGGGAAUAUCAGGAUGAGAGUGGACAGUGUCAGUCAUGUGAUGUGUCCUGUCAUAAAUGUAAAGGUCCAAAGAGUGAGGACUGUCUCAGCUGCUCCAACACACAAUGGCUGGAUGAGGGACGUUGUGUGGUCAGCUGCUCAAAUGGGAAAUAUCCGUCCAGUGGACAGUGCCACCUCUGUGACCACACCUGUGCCCAGUGCCUUGAUGCUGGUCCUGCUAACUGUACCAGCUGUGAUACAGAUAAGUUUGGGAUGGACCGGCACCUGUAUAAUGGCGAGUGUGUGGAUGCGUGUCCUCAGGCUCAUUUCCACACAAAGUUGAAGGCAUGUGAGCCAUGUCCUUCACACUGCAAACUCUGCUCCUCAGCCACACACUGCAUCAGGUGUGAUGACUCCUUCUACCUCAAUGAUGGUCUCUGUAAUAAACUGGGGUGUGGUGAAGGGGAGGUUGAAGACCCAGAAUAUGAUGACUGCAUGUCAUGUGAAGAGGGAUGUAAUAAGUGUGUUCUCUAUAAUCCCAAACACUGUCUGUCCUGCAUUGAUGGAUAUUACAAGUUUGAGGAUGGCUGCUAUAAGAUCUGUCCUGCUAAGACAUACACAGUGGAGGAGACCAUGAGCUGUGUGUCCUGUGAACAUGAUUGUGUCAGCUGUGAUGAAGAUGAGUGCCACUGGUGUGAAGCUGACCUCUUCCUGUCAGAUGGGAAGUGUGUGCAGGAAUGUCCCGAUGGUUUCUACGGUGAUGAAGAUUCUCAGGAGUGUGAGGAAUGUAACUCAGAAUGCAGUUCAUGUAAUGGGCCGGAGAACAGUGACUGUGACAGCUGCGUUGAUGGACUGACGCUUGAUAAUGGAGCUUGUGUGUCUGAACAGGAUGUCUGCCCUCCUCAAAUGUACCUCACUGAUGAUGGGGAAUGUGAGGCCUGUCACUCUUCUUGCGAAUCCUGCUUUGGGAGAAUGAAGACUCAAUGCAGCACAUGUGUCAAAGGUCUAUAUCUGACUGCAGAUCAGAUGUGUGUGGCACGAUGCCCGACGGGCAGAUUUGGCAGCAAGGAAAGUGGGAACUGCGAGAAUUGUCCACAAGGUUGUGCCCAGUGCCAGGACGAGCAGCUCUGCACACGCUGCCAGUCAGCACGUAAAAGCCCUCUUUAUUUGCAGGCUGGCCAAUGUGUGCGCAAGUGCACUAGAGGCUACCCUGUGGGUCAGGUGUGUAAGAGCUGUACAUCUGGUUGUACGUCCUGUGAGAAGAAUGCAUCACAUUGUCUGAGCUGUGAAGAGACGCUGCUACUACACAAACAUGAGUGUGUGGAGAGCUGUCCGUCUGGACACACGGUGAGGAACAGGGAGUGUGUGCAGUGUCCAGAGAGCUGUGUUAUUUGCUCUGAGGACAGCUGUACAGAGUGUAAGGAAGACUUCUUCCUGCAUCAGGGCCAGUGUAUAGUGGCGUGUCCUGAUGGAUUUUUUGAGGACAUGGAUCAAGGCGUUUGUAAACGUUGCCACACGGAUUGUUUGUUAUGUGAUGGACCUGAAUCGACCAACUGUAAUGCAUGUUUUGAACGUGACAGCACACUGCACAACGGAGCAUGUCUUGCCCCCUGUCCCUCACAUACUUACAGAGAAAGCAGGUCCAGAGAGUGCAUGGUCUGUGAUAGUUCCUGUCUAACCUGUUCUGGACCUCACGACACAUCCUGCACUAGCUGCUUUGAGGGCGUGACGAUGGAUACCCACGGGCGCUGCGCCACACCCACCGACUGCCCCUCACACCACUACAGCAACCAGGAUGGAGAAUGUCACUUGUGUCACAAAUAUUGCCAUGAGUGCACUGGCCCACAUCAGGACAAUUGCCUCAGCUGCAACCAGAACCACUAUCUACUCAAUGGCAGCUGUGUGAAUGUGUGUCCGGAUGAAUUCUUCAGGGGGGAAACACAGCGAUGUGAACCCUGUCAUCCUAACUGCCUCGAUUGCAUGGGGCGGCACAGUCACGAGUGCCUGAGCUGCAGAGAUCACCUUUACAGAGACGUCAAAGAAUGUGUGGACACAUGCCGCUCUGGUUACUAUGCCUCAGCUGGCUCUAGGACAUGUGAGCGGUGUGAUGAGAGCUGUGGAGAGUGUCUUCAGGCUGGAGCCGAGGGGUGUAUGAGCUGCAAAGAGGGGAUGCUGUUUAUCAGAAAACAGGGACGCUGUGUGUACUCCUGUCCUGAUGAAUACUACCACGACACUCACCACAAAACAUGCGAGGCAUGCCACCCCACCUGCAGAACAUGCACAGGCAAAAGUGUUGAGGAUUGUGAGUCAUGUCACCCAGGUUAUGCACUCACACAGGGUGCUUGCGAGUCGCCCUGCAUCACAGGACAAUACGCUAAGUCUGAGGAGCAGGGCUAUAACUGUGAAUCAUGUGAUGAAUCCUGUUUGGAAUGUAAAGGUCCUGGGCAUUAUAACUGCACCAUCUGUCCGGCACAGUUGAUCCUGACAGCAGAGGGGCGCUGUCUGCCCUGCUGCACCAACACAGAACAGGAAGACACAGCCCCAGUUCAGCAAGAGUGCUGUAACUGUACUGAAACUAGAGGUGAGUGUGUCCUUAGAUUUCGAAACCAUGAGGAAGAAGAGUACACAGGAAACCUGCCACUCUUUAUCACCACCUCUAUCCUGCUUGUUUUUGCCUCAAUCUCCGUAAUCAUCCUCAUUAAGCGUUCUCUUUCCAAACGACCCAUGCCAAAGACCCCUAUCCCACGUGGGUAUGAAAAACUGGGCCAUGGUGGCGGCAAAGACGGCUUCUACACAUCAUCAUCAACCUCUGCCUACGGAGGUCAAGCAAGCUCUAGCUCUGGACUUUUCCGUGAGUCACAGCUAGUGGAUCUUGGAGAUCAGAAGGGGACUCGGGAUGAUGACGAUGAAGAUGAUGAAGAUGAAGAUAUUGUGUACAUGGGGCAGGACGGCACUGUUUAUCGCAAAUUCAGAUACGGGCAACUGGGAGAUGAGCAGGAAGAUGAGUUAGAAUAUGACGAUGAGAGCUACAACUACCGAUAACACCUUCAUCUGUUUUAACAAAACUGAAAAUUUACUGAAAAUUGUCACUUAGCAUGCAAAAGCAACGUUGUGUUUGAAAAUUAUAUUAAAAAAAUUCUGAAGAGUUCUGCAGAACUCAAAUGUGAAUAGUAAUAUAUUGUUUAGGAUGACAUAAUGGCAAUCACAAAUUGUAGUUUAAAGCCCCCCUUUAGUCAAUACUUUUAUCCCUUAAAACUCAUAUUUGAUCACCAAAAUUACAGAUUUAAAUUUUUUUUCCCUUUAAAGAAUGGCUGA
Pimephales promelas (fathead minnow) is the source of this 6800-nucleotide messenger RNA. It is a transcript of the gene pcsk5a, whose product is annotated as proprotein convertase subtilisin/kexin type 5a. Gene Ontology annotation, biological process: protein processing. Lineage: Eukaryota; Metazoa; Chordata; Actinopteri; Cypriniformes; Leuciscidae. Gene Ontology annotation, molecular function: serine-type endopeptidase activity. Gene Ontology annotation, cellular component: trans-Golgi network; Golgi membrane. The record is from RefSeq and is a predicted model, not a curated record.